CAGAUUAUUUAUUAAGCACUUCUUAAUUAGCCCUAAUUUGAUUUACAUUACUUAUCUUGCUAAUGAGCACUCGACAGAAUUUUAAUUUAGCCAGUCGAAAGAGAGUAACAUAUGAAAGAUUAUAUCCUCCAAGGAAGGAUGUCCAAAAAAUUCAAAAGAAAUAAUUCAACAGGGAACGAAGAUCAGGUGAUUAUAAGAAUCGAAAAUGACUUCGAAGAGAAUGUUUCAACUGCCUAUAAGACUUUCAACUUGUUAUUAUUCUCACCAAAGAGGCUAUUGACCAUAUCAAGCAAGAAAUUUAUUCGCAUAAUUGUUCGCGAUAUAUGCCUUACAACUUUACAAUUACCUUGUCUAAUAACUGAUUUCAUAUCAUUAUUAAAAAAUGCAACUUGUGGAAAGAGGAUUUGUUUCUCUUCAACAUCAGCAAGGUCAAGGACCACUAGCCGUAUCAUACAACAUCAUCAUUGUUGGGCUAUAGAGAAUUCAGUAAUAUGGGAUCAAGAUCAAGCUUGGAAUGAAGAGAUGUACUCGAAUAUAAUAUUAAAGAUAAUGAAUACUGAAGAUUUAUCUUCUGAGAUCAAUAAUAUUAUUCUCAAUAAUUCCAUUCAAAGGAUGAAAGUACUAAUAAGAUUGAGCGAAAGAUAUAAUUUCAUAAAAUCGUCGUUGAAUGAUAGGUCUAAUAAUCCUUUGUUAACCGCUUUAAAGAAUAAUAAGCCGGGAAUAGCUGGAAAACUUUUAUCCAUUUCGACAAAGGAUACUUUACAAGAUUGCGUAAAUGAUAAUCAAUAUUGCAGUAUGAAUGCUAUACACUUGUCAAUAGUUCACUGCUUGCCAGAAAUUCUUCAAAGAAUUAUGAACAAGUGUAUGGAAUUUGAUAUUUUAGACGAAAUGUGCUCUGCACCAGCGAACGGAGAGGCACUUUCAAAGUGUUACGGUUUGUCAGCAAUUCUACCUCUUCAUCUAGCAACAGUCGUCGGUAACAAUUGUGUUAUAGAUUGUCUUGUUUCUAAUGGCUGCAAACUUGACAAACAAGACUCAAUAGGCAAUACAAUAAUCCAUUCUCUAGUCUAUUCAAGUAAAAAGCAAAGCGGACCGGCAAUAGAGACCUUAAAUUAUAUUUUAAAUCUCUGUAGUCAACCUUCAUAUUUAUCGAUCUCUCACCAAAGAGUUAGUGAACUUGAUUUAUUUUCCUAGUGUAAUCUGUAUUUAAGUCUUAUUAUCUUUCCCUCGUAAAUAUUCACCUUUUCCUGGAAAAGAAAAACAAUAAAAUAAAACAAGUUCACUAUUGGUUUACCAAAUUAGGCAACCAAAAAGCAUCUUAUCAGAUAUUUAUUAACGAUAAAAAACUACUCUGGAUUUGACCCUUUAAAGUUAGCGGCAGUUGAGGGUUGUGUCGAUAUGUUGAAAGCUCUACUAGAAAUUGAGGGAACAUAUAGGAUCUCUCAGACUCAAUUAGGCCGGGUGAACGUCCUCGAAUACGAAGUAACUAACAUAGAACCAAUUUUAUGUCGUAUGCAAGCUGCUCCAAGCGUUUUAGAAUUACUUGCUUAUUCACCAAAUGAUGAUAAUAUAAGAGAUGCAUUUUGUAUUCCUUUGGUUGAAAAGAUUGUGGAUCAAAAAUGGUCUCACUAUAGAACGUACUAUUGGAUAUGGGCCAUUGUGCACUGUUCCUAUAUGGCAUGUAUAUCCCUACUCUUUUUAAAGAACAAGAGAUUUCCUUUUGAAAAUUGUAAACCGAAAACUCCUUACAAACAAGUGUACGAUUAUAAAUUAUGUUCGGCUGUUUUGAGUUUAUGUAUCAUGCUUCUAACAUACGGUUUAACUGGUUUUAUUUGUACUCUUAUUACUCAAUGUUUCCGACAAUCUAGGAUAAGGAGGACACUGUCUGUUACUAGAAUGGGCAAAUAUUAUGUAUUUUUAAUAGGUCAUCCAUCUUUAACCAUUAUUUGGUGGCUUUGUUGGGUUUUAUGCGUAAAAUCGGAUAUUUGCAUGGUGAUGGAGACCGUAAUUCUCGUGACUGGCUGGUUAUAUGCAAUAACGUUUAGUAAACUCUUCCAAUUAACUGGUUUUUUCACUGUCAUGUUUGCUAAACUUGUCAAUAAAGAUUUACCUAGGUUUUUACUUGUUUCAUCUUUGGCUAUUAUUGGUUUUGGCACUGCUUUAUUUGCCACUUACGCCCAGACUGUAGAAAAACCUCCUGAGGUAUCCUCUCUUCCGGUGACCUAUAUUAGUCUAUUUAGAGUGUCUUUAGGUUUGACCGAUUUACAUUUCCUUCACGACGAAGAAAUUAAUUUGCAUAGAAUGUUGCUUUAUAUGACAUUUUUAAUAACAAAUAAUGUUGUACUACUACAUAUGUUAAUAGCAGCUUUAACGGACACUUAUACUUCAAUAUCAAGACAUGGGUCUUCAGUUUGGAGAAGAUCCCAAGCGCAAGAUAUUCUUAUGUUGGAAAUGUCGCUCCCAAACUGGCUUCAGUUGAAUUUUGUACAUAAACAUUAUCUACCAGUAACCUUGGAUGAAUUAAUUAUGGGAAAUAAAUUAGUUCAGAGGAAAACUUAUGAAUUCCAAUUAAUCGAUUCUGAGCCUGCUCAGAGUCGUUGCAAGUUAAAAAGUUCAAAUAAAAUUUCACCUGUUGACAAACAAUAACAAAAAUUUAUCGCUUUCAUUUUAUUUGCUAACUAAAAAGCUCGUUCUUUAUCGUCUAUUUACGUAUAACAUGCAUAGUAUUAUAUAUAUACUUGUAUAUUGUAUAUACCGUAUUAAAAU
Molecule: messenger RNA, 2766 nt
Organism: Dimorphilus gyrociliatus
Lineage: Eukaryota; Metazoa; Annelida; Polychaeta; Dinophilidae
Source: the annotation of a GenBank genome assembly